CCUCUAACCGGUAAGGGUGUGAAAGGACUUCUAGUUGGUUGCCAAGUGUGAUAAGACGUAGUUGUGUUUCCGUGGACGGUCGGUGUUCAAGUGGGAAGCGUUUUCAUUUUGUUGUUGCAAACCAAAGUCGAAGUUGCCCAGCAAAGUCGGCGCGUUAGGUUUUAAUGACAAACAUGCGUACCUUACAAUUCCUACCCGCCCUUCUUCUGCUUCUAACCCAGUCAAAAAUCGUGCUUGGUGAUGUUUUUUCUGCUGUUGCGGGCAUGGAGGUUCUCGUUGCAACAGAAUCGGAACUGGUAAAGCACCUGAAUACUUAUAUCCAGGAAGAGGAGAACAGGAUGAAUCAACUGAGAGGAUUUCUCAAAGAGUACGAAAGCAUGAAUCAGGAGGCCAGUGUAGAUGCGUCGAAAUACUUGGCCAAUCCAAUCAAUGCUUAUUUGCUAGUGAAACGCCUUACGUCUGAUUGGAAAAAAGUGGAAAAGGUCAUGUCUCAAAAUUCUGGAUCAGCGGUUGUCAAAAACAUUACCCAGCAUCGCAACGUGUUACGAUUUCCGUCUGAUGACGAUUUGAAGGGAGCCGCGGUAGCCCUCAUGAGACUGCAAGAUACUUACAAAUUGGAUACUCAUGCGUUAGCUGAAGGAAAGCUGCUGGGAAAGAAGUAUUCUCGCCAUCUUACUGCUGGCGAUUGCUGGGAACUUGGUCGUCAAUCCUACAACAACGGUGACCACUACCACACCGUUCUUUGGAUGGCAGAAGCUUUGAACAAGUUUGAAAAAGAGUCGAGCAAAACUGUUGCAAAGGAAAAUAUUCUCGAUUACUUGGCUUUUUCUACCUUUAAACAAGGUAAUUUGGAAGAAGCGUUGCAGUUGACUCUUGAAUUGCUCAAGAUUGUUCCAUACCACGAACGUGCGAUUGGCAACAAAAAACACUACGAAAAACUUCUUCUUCAGCGAGGAAUCGUCUAUCGCGAAGGAGACAAUGGCAACGCAAAUUUAAGCCAGCCCUUCAACACGGCCAACCUGAAGUUAACAAAACCCUCAGGAAGCACCAACAACUGGGAUGUGUAUGAACAACUGUGCAGAGGUGAGAAGUUGAUGGAUCCCAAAAUAGAAGCAAAGCUUCGUUGUCGUUACAUAACCAGGAACGUGCCCUUCUUUUUCAUUCAACCUAUCAAGAUGGAAGAGGCCUACCUGAAACCACUUAUUGUCAUCUAUCACGAUAUUAUCUCUGACGACGAAAUUGCGACUGUGAAGAAACUGGCACAACCCAAGUUUCAACGAGCAACCGUUCAAAAAAGAGAGACAGGUGAACGUGAAGUAUCUACUUUUCGAAUCGCGAAAUCGUCAUGGUUAAAAAAUGUAGAACACGAGGAUGUACUUAAGAUUGAUCGUCGUGUUGGCGACAUUACUGGACUUGACAUGGCCACAGCUGAAGAUCUACAAGUAUGCAAUUACGGCAUUGGAGGGCAUUAUGAACCUCACUACGACCAUGCCAGGAAAGGAGAAGUUCAGAAAGACUUUGGAUGGGGCAACCGGAUUGCCACUUGGUUAUUUUAUAUGAGUGACGUCGAGGCUGGCGGCGCGACUGUCUUCCCAAAGCUCGACCUUUCCUUAUGGCCAAAAAAAGGAAGCGCUGCUUUUUGGUAUAACCUGGAUCCGAAUGGUGAAGGCAACGACUUCACCCAGCAUGCUGCUUGUCCUGUUCUUACUGGAUCUAAAUGGGUUUCCAAUAAAUGGAUUCACGAGCGAAAUCAAGAAUUCCGUCGUCCUUGCGGUUUGCACCCAGAUUCAGAAAUGUUGUGAUUAGUUGUUGAUUUUUAAUUAUGAUGUUGAUAGUUCUAAUAAAUUUUUUCGGUCGAUAAGUUUGACGAUUAUAG
Molecule: messenger RNA, 1876 nt
Organism: Daphnia carinata
Lineage: Eukaryota; Metazoa; Arthropoda; Branchiopoda; Diplostraca; Daphniidae
Product: prolyl 4-hydroxylase subunit alpha-1-like
Exons: 13
Coding region: 165-1802 (545 amino acids)
Biological process (GO): peptidyl-proline hydroxylation to 4-hydroxy-L-proline
Cellular component (GO): endoplasmic reticulum
Molecular function (GO): iron ion binding; L-ascorbic acid binding; protein binding
Source: RefSeq, a predicted model, not a curated record